This is a messenger RNA of Darwinula stevensoni, 1655 nucleotides long. The record is from the annotation of a GenBank genome assembly. Lineage: Eukaryota; Metazoa; Arthropoda; Ostracoda; Podocopida; Darwinulidae.
AGCAACAUGGCUGCUCACACAAUUGGUCGGUCGUGGGCAUACGCCCUGGCCUUACGAUCAAUCCUAAUCCUUGAGCCUCUUCUUGAGCCUUAAUUCCAUCAUUAUACCGCCUCGUACUGGUACGCUACGCCCCAAAGUAAAAGUUCGUGGCAUAGCAAUUAGAUGCCAUGUAUGACGGUUUGGAGAAGUUAGAAGAGGAAGAAAUGAAGAAACAGACACCAGAGGACGAUGUAUUUCCUUCACGGAUUCCGUCCAAGGAAGAUGGAGAUAUCUACAAGAUGCGACACGAACGCUGGACUCUCAGGCGAUCGUCCAAAUCGGAAAGCUGCCUGCAUAUUUCUGAAUCAAACGAAGGCAGAAGGGAACUUCGCUCAAGCUACAGUAGCGAUGACGAGAAAGAGAUCUUUCAAAAUGAUGAAGCAGAAGGAUCCCAGGAGAAUGAGUACUUCAGUUCAGUUCAGCAGCCAAAGAGUGUAGUGAUGCCUCAACUAUCCACACGAGAAGCAAAACUUCGGAGUUUUAUGGUUGGUCAUAUUAGUGGAAAGGCUCUCCUUGGCCUCACUGAGCUAAAAAGAUACUUUCCAGACAGAAUCUUGAAGAUUUACAUCCUCUCUUGGAAUAUGAAUGGACAGCCUCCACUGCGUCGCCUGGAUGAAAUUGUAUAUCCUUCCUUUGUGGAGGCUGUGCCAGACCUUUUGGUCAUUGGUAGCCAAGAAAGCUAUCCAGCUAGGCGAAUCUGGGAAGUGGACCUUCAAGAAGCUAUUGGACCAUCCCAUGUCCUGUUCCAUUCUACAGCACUUGGAACUCUGCACUUGGCUCUUUUCAUUCGCAGAGAUCUUAUCUGGUUCUGCUCUGAACCAGAGACCAGUUCAUUCAGCAUCCGACAACCAACCACAAUAAAGACCAAAGGAGGGAUUUGCAUCAUGCUCUACUUCUUUGGAACCUCACUACUAUUCAUCAAUAGUCAUUUAUCUGCCCAUCAUGACAAUGUUCAAGAUCGGAUAUCAGACUACAAGCGCAUAUGCAGAGGCCUGGAUUUCCCCAAGAUCCUUCCAAUUAAGUCUCAUCGUUACACAUCAGACAUCACAUCUAUGUUUGACUAUGUCUUCUGGUUCGGGGAUCUCAAUUUCCGUAUUAGUCAACCGAGAGAUGCAGUUUUGGAACAGGUUUCAACAAAUGGGCAACCAAGAUUUUCCCAAGCUAUCCUCAAGCAUGACCAACUUCUUUCCCUUAUCACUGAAGGAUCUGCCUUCAAGGGCUUUUCUGAGGCCCCCAUCCACUUCCCACCCACAUACAAGUAUGACCCAGGCACUGGCAAUUGGGAUUCAUCAGACAAGCAGAGAACCCCUGCCUACACAGAUAGAAUCCUGUAUCGCUGCAAGACUUCAAGGACAGUGAAAUCCCUGGCAUACGACUCUCUGACAUAUGUGAAGACAUCUGAUCAUAAGCCAGUCUGGGGACUUUUUACAGUCACAAUCAGGCCUGGCAGUGAGGCCAAUGUGAGCUAUUCCCUUUUCAGUAUUCCACUAUCAGCUGGCCUUUUCCAAAGAGAUAUCUACCUCGCUGCUCUUGAACGUCGAGCCACAGCUCUUGAAAUAAAGAAGAGGAAGACAAUGCCAUCAAAAAGCAAGUCCCUGGUCUGUUCUAUACAAUGA